Messenger RNA from Enterobius vermicularis (human pinworm), 1317 nucleotides. The record is from the annotation of a GenBank genome assembly. Lineage: Eukaryota; Metazoa; Nematoda; Chromadorea; Rhabditida; Oxyuridae.
AUGGAACUUGUUUCAAAAGAGUUUAUCGACAUUGUUCUCCCGGUGAAAAAGGAAACACCUAUUGGCGCGUAUAAACAAUGGCGAGAAUGGGCAGAUCCAAAAGUUUGUUGCGAUUGCAGUCUAACAGUUGGUAUUACUUCAUACAAUAACAAAACUGCAGAGGAAAUGGCAAAACUUGUUGAGCCAAAAUACGGGAUUAACUCUUUCAAGUUCUUCCUUGCUUACAGUGACUACAUGUUAAACGAUGGAGAAUUCUACCAUGCUAUGCUCCAUUGCACUCAGCUUGGUGCGUUGGCUCGUGUACAUGCUGAAAAUGGUCUUGUAAUUAUCGAAAAACAAAAAGAACUUCUAAGACACGGAGUUAUCGGCCCAGAAGGUCAUACUCAGAGUCGGCCAGAAGAGCUGGAAGCGGAAGCGACAAAUCGAGCCUGUAUACUUGCAUCAUUAGCAAACUGUCCGCUUUAUAUUGUCCAUGUGAUGUCUAAAGGUGCUGCAUUAGCUAUUGCUCGACAUCGUCAGAAAGGUGCUGUAGUAUUCGGAGAAUCGAUUGCAGCUGGCCUUGCUGCCGAUAAACUACUUAAUAACCAAGUGUUGGAAACGGAAAAGUUCUUAGAUGGUUCACAUUACUACAAUGAAGACUGGGCACAUGCAGCAGCUCAUGUUAUGUCACCGCCGCUUAGCAGAGAUCCCGGGCAAUUACAUUUGACUGCAACCGAUAAUUGUACGUUUACAAAAGCGCAGAAGGAAGCCGGUCGAGAAGAUUUCUUAAAAAUUCCAAAUGGUGUCAAUGGUAUUGAAGAUCGGAUGAGUGUAGUUUGGGAGAAAGGUGUUUACACUGGUAAAAUCGACCCAAUGCGUUUUGUUUCUAUUAUGAGCUCGAUGGCGGCAAAAAUUUUCAACAUUUAUCCUCAAAAGAUUCGGUUUAUAAUAAUUGGCACUGAACAGGCCAUACAAGCUAUGAAAGAAAUUUUUUAUUAUAAGGGAAGAAUUGCUCCUGGUUCAGAUGCUGAUGUUAUUAUCUGGAAUCCUGAUAGAACACGAGUUAUUUCUUCUUCAACGCACCAUCAAGCCUACGACUUUAACAUAUUUGAGGGCAUGGAGGUACAUGAUGUUUGCGAGAUGACCAUCUCAAGAGGCAAGGUUGUUUGGGAGAACGGAAAACUGAACACUGUUAAAGGUUCUGGAAAAUUCGUUCCACUUCCACCAUUUUCUCCAUACUGUUUUGCCGUCAUGCCUCAGAGAGCUCAGAUGUCAGCACCUAGAUCUGUAGAAAGAACCAUAAGCGACACAAGUUACGUUGACAACGACCAAAUCUGA